Molecule: messenger RNA, 5358 nt
Organism: Sus scrofa (pig)
Lineage: Eukaryota; Metazoa; Chordata; Mammalia; Artiodactyla; Suidae
Source: RefSeq, a predicted model, not a curated record
UUGUGGGCAGGGAGGCGGGCGAGGGCCUGGGCUGGGGCCAAGGGGAGAAGCCGCCAGCACUGUCAGCUGGCAAACCUAAGGGAAAAGUAGCCUGGUCUCUGCCCCAUCCCUGUUCCCCACCUGUCUCUCCCCUUUUCUCCCCCUUCCUGGGCUCUGCCAGACUCUCGGUCUCCCUGGGUGCCCGCCUCCUCAUCCUCCCCUCGAGGGCGGGGCUUGGCUGCACCCACGUGUGUUGGAGUUAUAGGCUCCCAGCCGGCGGGGAGCUGGGGAGAGGGGCACCCAGCUGGCGGCUCGGGCAGAGGAGCAGCACCAUGACCGGCAAGAAAGUCUGCAUUGUAGGCUCUGGCAACUGGGGCUCAGCCAUCGCCAAGAUCGUGGGUGGCAAUGCAGGCCGGCUGGCACACUUUGACCCACGGGUGACGAUGUGGGUGUUUGAGGAAGACGUGGGGGGCAGAAAGCUGACAGAGAUCAUCAACACACAGCAUGAGAACGUCAAAUACCUGCCAGGGCACAAGCUGCCCCCCAACGUGGUGGCUGUCCCAGAUGUGGUCCAGGCCUCAGCGGAUGCUGACAUCCUGAUCUUUGUGGUGCCACAUCAGUUCAUCGGCAAGAUCUGUGAUCAGCUCAAGGGCCACCUGAAGGCAGAUGCCAUCGGCCUAUCUCUUAUUAAGGGGGUAGACGAGGGCCCCGACGGGCUGAAGCUCAUCUCUGAAGUGAUUGGGGAGCGCCUUGGCAUCCCCAUGAGCGUGCUGAUGGGGGCCAACAUUGCCAAUGAGGUGGCUGAUGAGAAGUUCUGUGAGACAACCAUCGGCUGCAAGGACCUGGCCCAGGGACAGCUUCUGAAGGAGUUGAUGCAGACACCCAAUUUCCGUGUCACGGUGGUGCAGGAGGUGGACACAGUAGAGAUCUGCGGGGCCUUAAAGAAUAUAGUGGCCGUGGGGGCUGGCUUCUGUGAUGGGCUGGGCUUUGGCGACAACACCAAGGCGGCGGUGAUCCGACUGGGGCUCAUGGAGAUGAUUGCCUUCGCCAAGCUCUUCUGCCACGGCCCCGUGUCCUCCGCCACCUUCCUGGAGAGCUGCGGCAUCGCCGACCUCAUCACGACCUGUUACGGAGGGCGGAACCGCAAGGUGGCCGAGGCCUUCGCCCGCACAGGAAAGUCCAUUGAGCAGCUGGAGAAAGAGAUGCUGAAUGGACAGAAGCUGCAGGGGCCCCAGACAGCCCAGGAGCUGCACAGCAUCCUCCAGCACAAGGGCCUGGUGGACAAGUUCCCUCUGUUCAUGGCUGUGUACAAGAUAUGCUACGAGAACCACCCAGUCAGUGAGUUCAUCUGCUGCCUGCAGAAUCAUCCAGAACAUAGCUGAGCGGUGCUGGGGCUGAGGCCAGGCAGCCUCUUUACACCAAUGGAGACAGGCAGAAGCUUGGGGUGCCUGGCCAACAGGAUCUCUGGGACUCCACACGGAGGAGCCUCUUCUCAGCUUCUCACCGGAGGACAGGAGGCUGGGGCCCAGCUACCUGCCUGGAGAUCCUGAAGCACCAAGCAGCCCGCAGCCUCUUGCCGCCACAUCUCACCAGAAAUGGAGUUGCCUGGUCCCUCUCUGGCUGUGGGGAGGGGCAGACUCAAGCCCAGCUCUGGCUGCUUUGAGUAUGUGGGGGGAGCGGGGCGGGGGAAGCAGGGAGGCAAGGCAACGGCCGUCCACUGCUGCCUCACACAGACCAGGAGUCCUGUCCCCAAGCCCAGUUACUGGCUAAAGAAGUACCUCAGCUGCAAGAGGGAUGAGGCAAAGGCUGCCAGGGAGGGGUCCGGGCUUUUGAGCUGACUCAAGCCCCAGGGACCCCUUUGCUCUGACCUCUGCCAGGCCCCACAUGGCAUCAAUGAAUCUCAGUGUUUGUUAACAAAAUACAAAGAUCUCAAACAACCCGCUUCUAGCUUCUCCUAGCAACAUCUGCGUCCUCAGAAACCUCUGGUCAUCCUCUUCCCCCCUCCCCCCAGCUGCCCUGGCACCAGAGUUGCUGCCAUGCUGGCAUCUCUGGCUGUGGGGCAUGUCGCCCUCCCCCAGGGACUUCCCGGGACCUAGUUCUUUGCCAGCCCCUCCCACCAUGGCUGACCUUUCCAAGGCUCUCUCGCCUCCUCGCCAGCACCCUCUUUGGAGGGCAGGAACUUAAUCUGCUGACAGAGCUACACCAUUUCAUAGCCGGCUCAGAUCACUCUGCUCCGUGACCUUUGUACCUACGCUGCCUCCCUUCUCAGGAGCUCCAGUCGGGGGAGGCGUCGGUUGGGUCCCUCCUGCUGCUAUCUCCCCAGGACAUCUCGGACCCACCUCUUACCCCCUCCCAAACUCUACCUAAUUCUCAGCUGCCCCCAGAGCACCAGGGCAGCUAGCCAGCUCUAGUAUCAGGAGACCAAGGGACCGGAGUGCGUAAUGGAGGGUGAUCAGGUCCCCAUGUGGGUGUCCUAAUUCCAAAGCCAACUCUCCUUUGUCACCUGAAGGCCUUCUUUUGAGGUAUUGACAACUUCACCACCUCAGGAGCUGGGAAACUCAUGGAGGAGGAAAAAAUUCAAACCAUUCUACCUCCUGGGGUGAGGGGGGAAAAAAUGGGAAGGGGAGGAGGGAGUGGGGUGUGCUUGGCACUGACCUUGCUCCAGGAUGGAAUGGCAGCAGGGGAAUGUCACAGGUCAGCAGCCUGGGCCCCUGGCUAUGAAUAGCGACCAAAGGCGCCUGGCCAUCCAGCAAAGGGUCUCAGCUGCCUGGGUGGCGGCACCUGGCACACUGUGACUGGCCAGCAUUAUGUUAACCCUUCCUAAGUCCCCGAGAAACCGGGCAGGGAGGCUCCUCUCAGCCCCUAGCCCUUGAGAAGUCAGUCUUAGCAGUGAAGGGCAGAGCUGCCUGGGGGGGCACAGUCACUCCAGAGGUGGCUGGGAUCUAGAGCUGCCUCCCCAGGAAGUCAAAGUCAAGACGGAAAGACAGCUCCCUUCCCUAGGCUGCAGCUGCGACCCUCUUAGAUAGUCAAAAACCUCUGCCUACUUUUGCUUGCUUACUCCUCAGUUAACAGAAUCUCAGGCCUUCGCAUCAGGCCCACUUGUCUACCCAAUAAAGUGUUUUUUCCAGAAACAAGUUGGAGAAGGGCGCUUGAGUGCAUGCGUGCAGCGUCAGUGCAGAUCACUGCAUGUAUGUUUUCACUCAUAGGGUAAGAAAAAUGAAAAUGGAAAGAAAGCCAUCUUCCAUCUCCCCAGCCACUCCCGGCCCCUAGCAGGGGUCCCCCCAUUCCCCUAAACGGCACUCCCUCCCAUCCUCUUCCUGGCACUUCUCUGGGGCUUAUCAAGCCGCCUGCAAGCGAGGAGGUCACAAACGGGUGAAACGUUAUGGAGAUUCGACCCUCGUGCCCACUUCGUGGCCAUGGCCAAAGCUGCCGUAAAGCUUGCGGUUCGGGUCGGACUCCUACCUGGGCUCUGCUGAAGCCUGGCCGCGGAGAAAAGAGCAACUCCAGGCUCCAGGGGGCGCGCAGCCCUCCAGGGGGCUGGCACCGAGAGAACCUACCUAGCUACCGGAGACGUCACCGCGCCGUAGGCUGGGGAUUGGCUGGCUGGCUCUCUCUGAGACGGAGUUUUAGAUCGUCUUUUCUGUCAUGACUAAGUAGUAUUCUAAAAGUUCCAGUUCCAGAGCUUGGAUCUCCAAAGACCCUUUCUCAGUGGAGAAUGACUACAACCCCCAGAAAUCAACUGGCCUGAGAGGAAGGCUCGUCUGAGGAUGCGUAGUAAGGACGGCUGACCCGGAAACCGGAAGUUCAGAGGAGGCAGCCAGCCGGAGUUGCGGCCUGCGCGGGCUACCGCCUCGGUAGGCGGAGUUAUGCUGAGUCUGAAGCUUAGAGGGUAAGCGGGUCGCGUGGGAGGGAGAAAGGCGGCGCUCUGCACCAAUAGCACCUCAGCGUUCAGAGUGGUUUCUGGGCCGUUACCCUCGCUCGUCUGGUCGUGGGCGCAGCUUCCGGCUGCGUUGGGAGGUCGUGCGGCUGGAGGACUCGAACCCAGAGGGAGCGGCAGCAUUCAGGUACGCCGUCCGCCAGGCCCUAGUGGGGGCUUCCUAUCUGCCUGGGCGCGCCUGCUCGGGCCGGCCUUUGCUUACCGCAUCCUCACGCCCAGUCUUCGGGCUUCCGUACUCUGCGCGGCGGACCGCGCCGCUGGCAGCCCGGCAAGCUCCUUGGGGCCGUAGGUUCCUGUCAGACCCUGACUCCCACCGUGCGUCUUGGCCCUCUGCGCUCCGACUCCGACUCCAGUAGCUCUGACCCCUUCUCGUCUCGCAGAGCGCUGCGCCCUGAAAUGCAGCUUUUCCAGGCACUCUUCGUGCGUAUUGAUAAUCUGGCUCCACUCCUUUGCGGCUUUCUAUGCCUGGGAUGCUCUCCCUGUCCCUCCUCUACUGGUGUAAAUCUUGCCCCUCCCCAAAUGACAGCUGCCCCCACCCCCCACCUUUCUGCUAACUUAUCUUGAGCCCACACCUUGUCUCUGAACUCUCAACGUGCCUCUUUUCUGGUCGCCGCCGUCUUGUACUUUGUCUAACAGGGUUUGAGAUGCAGAGUUUAUCCCCAUCAGAUCAUAAUCUACUUUGAGACAGAAGCCGCGUUCUCUGCGGCUUUCAUAGCACGAAUAAAAGGUAGACAGCUAAGUGAGUAAAUCUAAGCGGAGGUGGCUGGACCCAUUUGAGGAAAUGAGUUUUCCGGAGGAGAAGCUUGAACCUUGAGGGCACAACAUGUUUAGGCGGCAGGAAAGGAGAGAAAAGCCAUAUAACCUUUGCACGUUGUAUUUCCACAGUGGCUCUCAUUUUCUUUUCCCUGUUUUUCUGAGACCUUCCCUUUAACCCCAUAAGAGACCCAGCCUUGAGCUUUAUUAGGGAAACGGAUGUCCUUCAGGUGAGAAUGUUCUCCAGCUGACCUCAAGUUUUCUUCAUUUCCAAAGGGGACAUCAUGCCAACUGCCAAGCAACUGGCUGACAUUGGCUACAAGACCUUCUCCACCUCCAUGAUGCUCCUCACCGUGUAUGGGGGCUACCUCUGCAGCGUCCGGGCCUACCAUUACUUCCAGCGGCGCAGCUCCCGGCGCCAGGCUGCGGAAGAGCAGAAGACCUCGGGAGUCCCCUAGGAGCAGGGACGUUUUUCUUGAGCAGAGAGGCCUGAGGCAUGCUAUGGAAAGACCUCACCUGCAGUCAUUUCUGAGUCAAGAGGACUAGAGCCUUAAUGGUUUCUGAACUCUGCUGGGAGAAAGUGCCCAUGUUUUUCUCUGGUGCCGUCAGUUUGGAGAGGCUGGCUGUCAAGUCACAGCAGGAAUGGGAGGGUGAGGCACACCUACAGACAUUAAAUGUUUUGCCCCGUC